Messenger RNA from Olea europaea var. sylvestris, 1509 nucleotides. RefSeq names its product kinesin-like protein KIN-4C. Lineage: Eukaryota; Viridiplantae; Streptophyta; Magnoliopsida; Lamiales; Oleaceae. The coding region runs from base 133 to 1509 and encodes 458 amino acids. Gene Ontology annotation, biological process: mitotic spindle organization; microtubule-based movement. Gene Ontology annotation, molecular function: microtubule motor activity. The record is from RefSeq and is a predicted model, not a curated record. The transcript has 14 exons.
GUCUCAAAAAUACAAGAGCUAGAGGGAGAAGUGCUGCGUUUGCAAAAUUUGAACAGGUCAAGAUAUAAAGAUUAUGCUUCUGAUUAUCUUGGCUUGGAAGAUGGUGGACUUCACUCGGGAAAUUCCUAUAUCAUGGAUUCUGAUAUAAAAAAUGUUGAAACAAAUGGGGAGGCUGAAGAUGUGGAGAAAGAGCUAGAGCAUUCUUCCCUUCAAGAACAAUUGGAUAAAGAACUACAAGAAUUGGACAAAAGACUUGAACAGAAGGAGGUUGAAAUGAAGCAGUUUACAAGUGUCGACACUUCUGUCCUUAAGCAGCACUAUGAGAAGAAAGUUCAAGAUUUGGAACUAGAAAAGAAGGGCUUGCAGAAAGAGAUUGAGGAACUUAGGUACAAUCUUGCAAAUAUAUCAUCCAACUCUGACGAUGGUGCACAAAAGUUGAAGGAAGAGUAUCUUCAAAAGCUUGAUGUCCUUGAAACCCAGGUAGCUGUGCUGAAGAAGAAACAAGAUACUCAAUCUCAACUGUUGAGACAGAAACAAAAAAGUGACGAGGCUGCCAAAAGACUACAAGAGGAGAUUCAUAGAAUAAAGACACAAAAGGUACAAUUACACCAAAAUAUAAAGCAAGAAUCUGAACAAUUCAGGUUAUGGAAAGCAUCUCGAGAAAAGGAAGUUCUUCAGCUAAAAAAAGAGGGAAGAAGGAAUGAGUAUGAACUGCAUAAGCUUUUGGCAUUGAAUCAGAGGCAAAAGAUGGUUUUACAACGAAAGACUGAAGAAGCUUCUAUGGCUACUAAACGGCUCAAAGAAUUGCUAGAAUCUCGAAAAGCUUCGCGAGAAACAUUUGGUGGUGGAAAUAAAAAUGGUCCUGGAAUUCAAACACUAAUGCAGGCAAUUGAGGAUGAACUUGAGGUUACUAUCCGAGUUCAUGAAGUUCGAUUAGAAUAUGAGCGACAAAAAGAAGAGAGGACUAGAAUGGCUAAAGAGCUUGCAGAACUGAAGGAUGAAGCACAACUUCAAAAGCAGAAGUACUUGAGUGAAAGCCCCCAAACAAUGUCUCCUUGUGCUAGGAAUUCAAGAAUUGUUGCUCUUGAAAACAUGGUAGCUACUGCAUCGAGUACCCUUAUUUCUAUGUUAUCUCAAUUAUCAGAAGCAGAGGAGCGUGAACGAACAUUUAAUGGCAGAGGAAGGUGGAACCAUGUUCGUUCCCUUGCUGAAGCAAAAAAUAUAAUGAACUUCCUUUUUAACCUGACAUCCUCUUCCAGAUGCCAGCUAAGGGAUAUAGAAGUCAACUGCAGAGAAAAGGAUUGUGAAAUCAGAGAUUUGAAACAAAAAAUAGUCAAUUUGGUUAGACAGCUGGAAGUGCAAAAGGCUGAACUCAGUCGUCACGUGAAGUUAAUGAAGUUGGCUUCAAAAAGACAAUCGAGACAAAUGACUAAAAGUUCUGAAACUCACGUGCUCAACGACAGUGAAGGUCAUGCUUAUGACUUGCGGCCGAAGGUAUUUCCCUUAUAA